Molecule: messenger RNA, 2386 nt
Organism: Verruconis gallopava
Lineage: Eukaryota; Fungi; Ascomycota; Dothideomycetes; Venturiales; Sympoventuriaceae
Exons: 3
Coding region: 102-1934 (610 amino acids)
Cellular component (GO): nucleolus
Molecular function (GO): ATP binding; RNA helicase activity; nucleic acid binding
Source: RefSeq, a predicted model, not a curated record
CUUUUCUGAACGUCCUAGACAAUCCUUGAAAAAAUCAUUGUGUGAAAUUUUUUUUGUUAGAGGCUGCCCCAUUGCUCUUCAUUGUGAAUGCGUGCAUUCCAAUGGCGCCGGAGCGCAAGGAGGUCACAAGAGCGUGGGAUGCGCUGACGCCGCCGCUGUCAGAAUGGGUUCUCGAUGCUAUCUCGAGCAUGGGCUUUCAGAAGAUGACGCCUGUGCAGGCGAACUGCAUCCCCCUCUUCAUGGGCAACAAGGAUGUUGUUGUGGAGGCUGUUACGGGUAGCGGAAAGACGCUUGCCUUUCUGAUCCCAGUGGUGGAGAAGUUGCUCAGAUUAUCCGAUCCUAUCAAACGACAUCACGUUGGGGCCAUUGUGAUAUCACCGACGAGAGAACUUGGACAGCAGAUAUACACAGUUCUACAAGGGCUGCUCCAAUUUCACCCACCCUCGGCAGCAGCUCUAAAACCUCCUGACCAGGAGACUGGAGAAACUAAAAGUAUUGAUCCAAAGGAGCUUAAGGUAGUUCCUCAGCUUCUGCUUGGAGGCAAAACAACUCCAGCGCAGGAUUUGAGCACUUUCUUGAAGACUUCUCCGAACCUCCUCGUAGCUACUCCUGGCAGGCUGUUAGAACUUCUCUCAUCGCCUUAUGUGCACUGUCCUCAAUCUUCUUUCGAGGUACUAGUCUUGGACGAAGCCGAUCGUUUGCUAGAUCUGGGAUUCAAAGACGAACUUCAGAAGAUCCUUCAGAGAUUACCAAAGCAGCGCAGGACAGGUCUGUUCAGUGCCAGUAUGAGUGAAGCUGUCGAACAGCUCGUUCGAGUUGGUCUUCGUAACCCUGUGCGAAUCCACGUUAAAGUAAAAGGAGAUCAGCGAACACCCGUCAGUCUGCAGAUGAGCUACCUCCUUACACAACCGACGCAUAAACUACCAGCCAUGUCACAUUUGAUCGAUCGUUUACAUCCGCAAAAGACAAUCGCUUUUGUGUCCACAGGCGCAACAGUGGAUUAUCUACAACACGUACUGCGCUUGCUUCUCCCGAAGACGACCGUUAUACCUCUUCAUGGAAAGCAUCAGCCUAACGUUCGAGAGAAGAAUUUUUCUCGCUUUGUUAACUCAAUAGAGUCCUCACUCCUACUCACAACGGAAGUCGCAGCAAGAGGACUUGAUAUUGCCGCAGUUGAUUUAAUCAUUCAAUUAGAUCCACCCACUGAUCCAAAGGAUUUUCUGCAUCGAUGUGGCCGCGCAGGUAGAGCUGGCAGGAAGGGUCUUGCAGUCAUUAUGCUGACCCCUGGAAGACAAGAGGAAUACGUCGACUUCUUGCGAGUGAGAAAGACACCCGUGCAACUCCUAACUGAGCCACAAAUAAGUGUGACCGAAGAAGAAGCCCAGAACGCUACGGGCAUGAUUAGAAAGAUGGUGCUUGAGGACAGAGCACUCCAUGAUCUCGCUCAGCGAGCUUUCCCAAGCUGGGUCAAAGCAUACAGCAAACAUCAGGCAAGCAGUAUAUUCCGAGUUGCCGAUCUAGACUGGGCGGCUCUGGCCAGUGCAUGGGGUCUGCUACGGUUACCAUCCAUGCCAGAACUGAAGAAGUGGCAAGGCGACAGGCGAUUAGGUCUAGAUAUCAACUUUGAAACUUAUGGAUAUAAAGAUAAACAGCGAGAAAAGCAUAGGCUAGAACAACUUGAGGCAGUAGCACAUGGAGUAGAAAAGCCGACGCAAGACAACAAAAGGCAGAAAACGGAGGCUUGGAGUGCGAAGAAAGAGCAGAAGGCGGCGAGGGAAGUGAAAAGAGAGAAGAGACACGCAAGAAAAGAAGCGGAGAGGGCAAAGAAAAUGACUGAGCAGGAAAUUAAAGAUAAAGAGGAGCUUCAGAAGAUGAUUGCGCAGGUUCGGCAAUCAAAUGCUAAGGAUGAAGAGUUUGGAGGAUUCAGUGAUUGAACAUCUUCUAUCAGGCGACCUCCGUUUGGGUGGACUUGAAACAAGCAGUCGAGAUGUCUUCUGAAAAGGGAUGAUGAAGGCGAUUCAAUUCUUCUAUCCUAACCUCUAGGAUCGCUCUUGUCCAACAAGUUGACUCGAGCUGCUCUUUAUCAAUAUGAUCUGCCACCAAAGGCUCAUCGACGUUUUCAGUUAGUCAGCAGCAGGCAUUCGGGAUCAUUUCGACACCCGGAAAUAUCUUGUUUAAGUUACCAACGCUCGGUAGUUAGUCACCCAUAAUGCGUUUGCGCUCAUUUCAUCUACCCGUCGGUUGCCCGUGCAACACCAUAAGUACAUUCUCAUGGACCCCGUAACUCACCAAACUUAAUUUCCGCGACUGGCUCUGUUCAAAUUCAAUUUUGAACUGCUCAUCUGACAUUUGGCUGACUUCGUUGAAAACAGGUUGAUUACUUAAC